Molecule: messenger RNA, 795 nt
Organism: Dovyalis caffra
Lineage: Eukaryota; Viridiplantae; Streptophyta; Magnoliopsida; Malpighiales; Salicaceae
Source: the annotation of a GenBank genome assembly
AUGUCCAUGACCAUGAACCGCCAACAGAUUAUGGAGUCCAAAGAAACAACUGAGGAUGAAGAAACUAGAAGUGAGCAACAAGUUAACAUGAAAAACAAUGGGAUGGAGCAAACUAAAAUAUGUCAAGUGAGAGCAAUUGUUGAAAGACAGGAUCCCUCUUCUAAGGGAGUAGAUGACCUGACAAUAGGAAGAUUUUUGCGCGCUCGUGAUUUAGAUAUAGAAAAGGGUUCUUCCAUGCUCCUAAAGUACCUGAAAUGGAGAAGGGAAUUUGUUCCAAAUGGUUCAAUUUCUGUGUCUGAGACGCCAAAUGAAGUUGCGCAGAACAAGAUGUUUCUGCAAGGAUCAGAUAAAAAAGGACGACCUAUAACAGUCAUUCUUGGAGCUAGACAUGUUCAAAGCAAAGGAGGUCUAGAAGAAUUCAAGCGUUUUGUAGUCUAUGGUCUUGACAAAAUAUGUUCAAGGAUGCCACCAGGACAAGAGAAAUUUAUCGUCAUUGGAGACCUUCAGGGUUGGGGAUAUGCAAACAGCGAUAUCCAUGGAUACCUUGGAGCCCUAUCCAUUUUGCAGGACUAUUACCCAGAAAGACUUGCGAAGGUAUUCCUUGUGCAUGCUCCCUACAUUUUUUGGACAGUGUGGAGGAUUGUUUACCCUUUUAUAGACAACAAUACAAGGAAGAAGAUAGUAUUUGUGGAUAACGGUAAGCUGAAAUCAACUCUGCUUGAAGACAUUGAUGAGAGCCAGAUCCCUGAGAAUUAUGGGGGGCAACUUCCGUUAAUUCCUAUCCACGACAGCUAG